Molecule: messenger RNA, 1542 nt
Organism: Phragmites australis (common reed)
Lineage: Eukaryota; Viridiplantae; Streptophyta; Magnoliopsida; Poales; Poaceae
Product: probable tRNA-splicing endonuclease subunit Sen2
Exons: 1
Coding region: 179-961 (260 amino acids)
Biological process (GO): tRNA-type intron splice site recognition and cleavage; tRNA splicing, via endonucleolytic cleavage and ligation
Cellular component (GO): tRNA-intron endonuclease complex
Molecular function (GO): tRNA-intron lyase activity; nucleic acid binding
Source: RefSeq, a predicted model, not a curated record
GAACCAAAUGAGUAGAGAUAUAUAUCAGUCAUUCUAGAAGUGCCCCCAUACUAUUAAUGAUUGGGACGAGGCUUCUUUUUCUCUCCCUUUUUUUGGUUGUUUCUUGACGACUCUUGGGAUCGGGCUUGGCACCUCGCAGCACUUGUUGCAUGUCAGGACGAUCACUGACGCGAUCCUAAUGUGUGUAGCAGGUCUGAUGGAUGUGCCAGGGCCAAGAUGGAAGAAGGGGAAAGACGGCGAGGACUUCGCGGCUUUGGCCGCUGUGAAUCCCAUGUCGGGUAUAGUCGUCCAGCUCCAGGCUUCACUGAGAGCAUGCGAAUGCGUGGCAGUUUUGUCAGGCUGCAACGGCGUGCUUCACGUUGGGGCGGAGCAGGCCGCGCUCCUGAGCCGCUCAGCGUUCGGGCAGCCCGCGGAGCCGGCGAGCACGGCAGGAGAUGCAGCGAAGCAGCGGUUCUCCCACUUCCAGGUAGGCUCCGAGGAGAUGCUCUACCCGCUGCACGCUCUCAAGUGCGUCAGCGUCGUCAAGCCGGAGAGGAAGGAGAAGAAGGUGACGAUGAACGAGGAGGAGGUGUGGGAGCACCUGAGGUCGGCACGGCCGGCCUUCCCGGAGCUGUACAAGGCGUACUCGCACCUCCGGCGCCGCAACUGGGUCGUCCGCUCAGGAUUGCAGUAUGGCGCGGACUUCGUGGCGUAUCGCCACCACCCCGCGCUUGUCCACUCCGAGUACGCGGUCAUCGUGGUCGGUAGCCACCACGGCGACCUGCUCUGCGCGCUCCGGGCGGCCGGCAGCGCAGCCAAGACGUUGCUUGUUCUCACCGUCGUCUGCGGCGGUGGUAUGGGCCGGCCGGAUUGCUUGCGGGAGCUCGCGGUUCAUGAGAGGGUGAUCACGAGGUGGGUACUGCAGCAGUGCAGCGAGGAGGACCAAUGUGGCAAGGUGGGCGUGACAAGCCCUCAAGACUGAAGAGGAAUCGUGCAUGGCAUCUUGUUCAGUAGAUGCAGGUCUUUAAUGGGAUGGCUGUCCCUGGCUUCCAUUUUCAGCAGCGCGCGAAAGAGGGAGCACCUCAAUGGCAAGCCGGUCUCACGCGCCUCGCGUUUCCUUGCUCUGCUAUCGCUCUGUUCUGCUCAGGUCGCGUCGUGGAGCCGUCCCAUUGCUGGAAUAACUCUCGUCAGGCUUGUGUUGCCUGGUCGUGGUGGCCUGCCUUCCGGGUGCCUACGUCUCUCGGCUCUCUCUCAUCCUCGUCACUCCUGGUUCCCGUCGGUCAUAAGGCUCGCCACCGGCGGACGAGGACGGCCGGACUCUCGGUGGUGCGCGGCACCGGCUCUCCAAUCACUAGAGCGACGUGCAGAGGAGAGGAGAUACCGUUGGUGCGAUGCGACACUUCACUCCAGUAAUAUAAUUAAGCAGUUUACUGAAGUGAUACUCCAUAUGUACGCCUAGCCUAGAAAAGUUAGAAAUGCUCAUGCUCAUGCUCAUUGGCAUUGCCCGUCGCGGAAGGAACGACGAAGUCCAACACGCCGCCGUACGUAGCCAGCGGCGACGAA